CCCUGCCCUGCCCUGAGACACCCCCCUCCCGAGAUUGGGGACAGAGCAGGUGCAGAGGCACUGCAGCCACCGGUUGCCCAGCCUCCUGAAUGAUGCCAGCCCAGCAUCCUCUCACCUCCUGUCUGGCCGUCCUGGUGCUGCUGGGCACAGCCAGAGCAGGCCCCUUCUCUUCACGGUCCAAUGUGACACUCUCAGCCCCACGGCCCCCUCCGCAGCCAGGGGGCCGCACAGUGGGGACAGGAGGGGGAAGCCCCUCUUCUCAGCUUUAUGAACACACAAUGGAAGGAGGGGAGAAGCAGGUGGUAUUCACCCACCGUAUUAACCUGCCCCCUUCUGCUGGCUGUGGCUGUCCCCCGGGCACUGAGCCUCCUGUCCCUGCUUCAGAGGUGCAGGCCCUGAGGGUCCGGCUAGAGAUCCUGGAGGAGCUGGUGAAGGGGCUCAAGGAACAGUGCACUGGGGGAUGUUGCCCUGCUGCUGCCCAGGCUGGCACAGGUCAGACAGAUGUGCGCAGCCUCUGCAGCCUUCAUGGUGUGUUUGAUCUGAGCCGCUGCGCCUGUUCCUGCGAGCCAGGCUGGGGCGGGCCCACCUGCUCAGACCCCAAAGACCCUGGGAUGUCCCCCUCGUCCCCGCCUUCAGGGUCCUGCCCUGACGACUGCAAUGACCAGGGUCGUUGUGUCCGCGGUCGCUGCGUGUGCUUCCCUGGCUAUACCGGCCCCAGCUGUGGCUGGCCCUCCUGCCCUGGGGACUGCCAAGGUCGCGGGCGCUGCGUACAGGGCGUGUGCGUGUGCCGCGCUGGUUUCUCAGGCGCCGACUGCGGCCAGCGCUCUUGCCCUCGGGGCUGCAGCCAGAGGGGACGCUGCGAGGACGGGCGCUGCGUGUGCGACCCCGGCUACGCUGGCGAGGACUGCGGCAUGCGGAGCUGCCCUCGGGGUUGCAGCCAGAGGGGGCGCUGUGAGGACGGGCGCUGCGUGUGCGACCCCGGCUACACUGGUGAGGACUGCGGCCAGCGCUCCUGCCCUCGGGGCUGCAGCCAGAGGGGACGCUGCGAGAAUGGGCGCUGCGUGUGCGACCCCGGCUACUCCGGCGAGGACUGUGGCGUGCGGAGCUGCCCCUGGGACUGUGGCGAGGGCGGGCGCUGCGUGGACGGCCGUUGCGUGUGCUGGCCCGGGUACGCGGGUGAGGACUGCAGCACGCGGACGUGCCCGCGUGACUGCCGGGGCCGAGGGCGCUGCGAGGACGGCGAAUGCAUCUGCGACGCGGGCUACAGCGGGGACGAUUGCGGCGUGCGCAGCUGCCCUGGCGACUGCAACCAAAGGGGCCGCUGCGAGGACGGCCGCUGCGUGUGCUGGCCCGGGUACACGGGGCCUGACUGCGGCGCGCGCGCCUGCCCACGGGACUGUAGAGGCCGCGGGCGCUGCGAGAACGGCGUGUGUGUCUGCAACGCGGGCUACAGCGGCGAAGACUGCGGCGUGCGCAGCUGUCCCGGGGACUGUCGCGGCCGGGGCCGCUGCGAGAGUGGCCGCUGCUUGUGUUGGCCUGGGUACACAGGCCGGGACUGCGGCACGCGCGCCUGCCCCGGUGACUGUCGCGGGCGGGGGCGCUGCGUGGACGGCCGCUGCGUGUGCAACCCAGGCUUCGCCGGCGAGGACUGUGGGAGCCGUCGGUGUCCCGGGGACUGCCGUGGGCACGGCCGCUGUGAGGAGGGCGUGUGUGUGUGCGACGCGGGCUACUCGGGCGAGGACUGCAGCGCGCGCAGCUGCCCCGGGGGCUGCCGAGGCCGCGGCCAGUGCGUAGACGGGCGCUGCGAGUGCGACGACGAAUAUUCUGGGGAGGACUGCGGUGUGAGGCGGUGCCCGCGCGACUGCAGCCAGCAUGGCGUGUGCCAGGACGGUGUGUGCAUCUGUUGGGAGGGCUAUGUGGGCGAGGACUGUAGCGUCCGCACCUGCCCCUCCAACUGCCACGGACGCGGCCGCUGUGAGGAUGGGCGCUGCGUGUGCAACCCAGGCUACACCGGCCCCGCCUGCGCCACUCGCAGCUGCCCGGCCGACUGCCGGGGUCGUGGGCGCUGUGUGCAGGGUGUGUGCGUGUGCCACGCGGGCUAUGGCGGCGAGGACUGCGGACAGGAAGAGCCUCCCGCCAGCGCCUGCCCUGGGGGCUGCGGGCCUCGGGAACUGUGCCAGGCGGGCCAGUGUGUGUGUGUUGAGGGCUUCCGAGGCCCUGACUGUGCCAUCCAGACGUGCCCAGGGGACUGCCGUGGCAGGGGAGAGUGUCGCCAGGGCAGCUGUGUCUGCCAAGACGGCUAUGCUGGCGAGGACUGCGGGGAAGAGGUGCCAGCCAUUGAGGGCAUGAGGAUGCACCUUCUGGAGGAGACGACCGUUCGGACGGAGUGGACCCGGGCUCCUGGCCCCGUGGAUGCCUACGAAAUCCAGUUCAUCCCCACGACAGAGGGGGCGAGCCCCCCAUUCACCGCGCGGGUGCCUAGCUCUGCCUCAGCCUAUGACCAGAGAGGACUGGCCCCCGGCCAGGAGUACCAGGUCACUGUCCGUGCCCUUCGAGGGACCAGCUGGGGCCCUCCUGCCUCCAAGACCAUCACCACUAUGAUCGAUGGUCCCCAGGACCUCCGAGUGGUGGCUGUGACGCCGACCACACUGGAGCUCAGCUGGCUGCGUCCCCAGGCCGAGGUGGACCGAUUUGUGGUGUCCUAUGUCAGUGCCGGCAACCAGAGGGUGCGGCUGGAAGUGCCCCCCGAAGCAGACAGGACACUGCUGACUGACCUGAUGCCAGGCGUGGAAUAUGUGGUGACUGUCACAGCGGAGAGGGGCCGGGCAGUCAGCUACCCGACUUCUGUCAGGGCCAACACAGGGUCCUCACCCUCAGGCCUCUUGGGGGCUACCGAUGAGCCUCCUCCUUCAGGCCCCUCGACGACCCAAGGGGCCCGGGCCCCUCUCCUGCAGCAGCGCCCCCAGGAGCUGGGAGAGUUGAGGGUGCUGGGCAGAGACAAGACAGGGCACCUCCAUGUGGCCUGGACUGCCCAGCCCGACACCUUUGCCCACUUCCAGCUGCGACUGCGGGUACCCGAGGGGCCGGGGGCACACGAGGAACUGCUGCCAGGGGACGUCCGCCAGGCCCUGGUGCCUCCACCUCCUCUUGGAGCCCCCUAUGAGCUGUCACUUCGUGGGGUCCCCCCUGGGGGCAAGCCCUCUGAUCCCAUCAUCUACCAAGGCAUUAUGGACAGGGAUGAGGAGAAGCCUGGGAAGCCCUCAGGUCCACCACGCCUAGGCGAGCUGACCGCGACGGACAUGACCUCUGACUCCUUGCUUCUGCGCUGGACGGUCCCCGAGGGCGAGUUUGACUCCUUUGUGAUCCAGUACAAGGACAGGGACGGGCAGCCCCAGGUGCUGCCUGUGGAGGGGCCCCAGCGCUCGGCCCCCAUCACCUCCCUGGACCCCGGCCGCAAGUACAAAUUUGUCCUGUACGGGCUCGUUGGCAAGAAGAGACACGGCCCCCUGGUGGCUGAAGCCAAGAUCUUGCCUCGGAGUGACCCAAGCCCGGGGACCCCACCCCGCCUGGGAAAGCUGUGGGUGACAGACCCUACUCCAGACUCACUGCACCUCUCCUGGACCGUCCCUGAGGGCCAGUUCGACUCCUUCAUGGUCCAAUACAGGGACAGAGAUGGACGACCCCAGGUGGUACCUGUGGAAGGGCCUGAGCGUUCAGUCGUUAUCUCCCCGCUGGACCCUGACCACAAGUACAGAUUCACUUUGUUUGGGAUUGCCAACAAGAAGCGGUAUGGACCCCUCACGGCCGAUGGCACCACGGCCCCAGAGAGGAAAGAGGAGCACCCCCGUCCUGAAUCUCCUGAGCAGCCCCUCCUGGGGGAACUGACGGUGACCGGCGUGACGCCAGACUCCUUGCGCCUGUCGUGGACGGUGGCCCAGGGCCCCUUCGACUCCUUCAUGGUCCAGUACAAGGAUGCACAGGGGCAGCCCCAGGCGGUGCCCGUCAAGGGGGAUGAGAAUGAGGUCACCGUCCCUGGCCUGGAGCCCGACCGGAAGUAUAAGAUGAACCUCUACGGGCUUCGUGGCAGGCAGCGUGUGGGGCCCGUGUCUGUGGUGGCCAAGACCGCUCCUCAGGAGAGUGUGGAGGAGACCCCCAGCCCCACAGAACCCAGCACGGAGGCCCCAGAGCCCCCAGAGGAGCCACUGCUGGGGGAGCUGACGGUGACAGGAUCGUCCCCAGACUCGCUGAGCCUCUCCUGGACCGUCCCCCAGGGCCACUUCGACUCCUUCACCGUCCAGUACAAGGACAGGGACGGGCGGCCCCAGGUGGUGCGUGUCAGGGGUGAGGAGAGAGAGAUGACUGUGGGGGGCCUGGAGCCCGGGCGCAAGUACAAGAUGCACCUGUACGGCCUCCACGAGGGUCAGCGCGUGGGCCCCGCGUCCACCGUGGGCGUGACAGCCCCACAAUGGGAAGAAGAGACCCCUCCAGCUACCCAGCCCCCGCCGGAGCCGCGCCUGGGGGAGCUGACAGUGACAGAUGUUACCCCCAACUCCGUUGGCCUCUUGUGGACUGUCCCUGAGGGCCACUUUGACUCCUUCGUGGUCCAGUACAAGGACAGUGACGGGCAGCCCCAGGUGGUGCCCGUGGCUGCAGACCAGCGGGAGGUCACCGUUUCCAACCUGGAGCCUGCAAGAAAAUACAAGAUGAACUUCUACGGGCUCCAUGGCAGGCAACGAGUGGGCCCCCUCUCCGUGGUAGCGGUGACGGAUCCUCUCCCACCAGCCCCAGCCACAGAGGCGUCCAAGCUCCUCCUGGAGCCACGCCUGGGGGAGCUGGCAGUGGUGGACGUGACCCCUGACUCCGUGGACCUCUCCUGGACAGUCCCUGAGGGUGAAUUCGACUCCUUCGUGGUCCAGUACAAGGACAGGGACGGGCAGCCCCAAGUGAUGCCGGUGGCCGCAGACCAGCGGGAGGUCACUGUCCCAGGCCUGGAGCCCUCCCGCAAGUACAAGUUCCUGCUCUUUGGGAUCCGGGAUGGAAAGCGACGCAGCCCAGUCUCUGUGGAGGCGAAGACAGCUGCCCGAGGCGACGCCAGCCCGGGGGCCCCGCCCCAGCUCGGGGAGCUGUGGGUGACGGACCCCACCUCGGACUCGCUGCGCCUCUCCUGGACAGUCCCUGAGGGCCAGUUUGACUCUUUCGUGGUCCAGUUCAAAGACAAGGACGGGCCCCGGGUGGUGCCUGUGGAGGGCCACGAGCGCUCCGUCGCCGUUGCCCCCCUGGAUCCUGGCCGCAAGUACCGAUUCCUCCUCUACGGCCUCCUGGGCAAGAAGCGCCACGGCCCCCUCACCGCCGAGGGCACCACGGAGGCCUGGAGUGCUGUGGAUACUGGAACAAAGCAUCCCCCAAAACCCCGUCUGGGGGAGGAGCUGCAGGUGACCAGUGUGACGCCGAACUCCGUGGGCCUCUCAUGGACAGUCCCUGAGGGCCAAUUUGACUCCUUUGUGGUCCAGUACAAGGACAGGGCCGGGCAGCCACAGGUGGUGCCCGUAGAGGGCAGUCUCAGGGAGGUCGGCAUCUCGGACCUGGACCCUGCCCAUAGGUACAAGCUGCUGCUCUACGGGCUGCACGGUGGCAAGCGUGUGGGUCCCAUCUCUGCCAUCGCCAUGACCGCUCCCAGAGAAGAAAUCGAAGCAGAGACCGCAGCCCCCACUCCAUCAGCAUCUGAGCCCCACCUGGGGGAGCUGACAGUGGGAGAGGCCACGCCACACACCCUGCAGCUCUCCUGGGUGGUGACACAGGGAGAAUUUGACUCCUUUGAGGUCCAGUACACAGAUAGAGAGGGGCGACUCCAAGUGGUCGACGUAGGGGGUGACCAGAAUGACAUCACCCUCUCUGGCCUGGAAUCCGACCACAGAUACCUGGUGACGCUGUACGGUUUCCAUGAUGGGCGGCGAGUGGGUCCUGCCCACAUUGAGGCUCUGACAGUCCCACAGGAGGAGGAAGAUGAGCCUUCAGAACCACCCACGACGACCCCCGAGCCUCCCAUCAAGCCUCGCCUCGGGGAGCUGACCGUGACAGACGCCACCCCCGACUCCCUGAGCCUGACCUGGACGGUCCCCGAGGGCCAGUUUGACCACUUCCUGGUCCAGCCCCAGGCGGUGCGUGUCGGGGGUGAAGAGAGAGAGAUGACCGUGGGGGGCCUGGAGCCCGGGCGCAAGUACAAGAUGCACCUGUACGGCCUCCACGAGGGGCGGCGCGUGGGCCCCACGUCCACCGUGGGUGUGACAGCCCCGCAAGAUGUGGACGAGACCCCCAGCCCCACAGAACCCAGCACGGAGGCCCCAGAGCCCCCAGAGGAGCCACUGCUGGGGGAGCUGACGGUGACAGGAUCGUCCCCAGACUCGCUGACCCCCAAGGAGGAGUUCCCUCAUGCCCCACCUCCAAAGCCGAGCCUAGGCGAGAUGACAGUGACGGAUACCACCCCAGACUCCCUGAGCCUGACCUGGACGGUCCCGGAGGGCCAGUUUGACCACUUCCUGGUCCAGUACAAGAACGGGGACGGGCAGCCCAAGGUGGUGCGGGUGCCGGGGCACGAGGACGGGGUCACCGGCCCCUUCGACUCCUUCGUGGUGCAGUACAGGGAUGCGCAGGGGCAGCCGCAGGCAGUGCCCGUGAGCAGAGACCUCCGCGAGGUCACCAUCUUGGGGCUGGACCCGGCCCGCAAGUACAAGUUCCUGCUCUUCGGACUGCAGGAUGGGAAACGCCACGGCCCGGUCCCUGUGGAGGCGAAGACGGCCCCAGACACAAAGCCCUCUCCCCGCCUGGGGGAGCUGGCACGUGUCGGGGGUGAGGAGAGAGAGGUGACCGUGGGGGGCCUGGAGCCCGGGCGCAAGUACAAGAUGCACCUGUACGGCCUCCACGAGGGGCGGCGCGUGGGCCCCGCGUCCACCGUGGGCGUGACAGCCGCCCUCCCCACGCGGCCCCCCGUGGAGCCCCGCUUGGGGGAGCUGGCAGUGGCGGAGGUGACCUCGGACAGCGUGCGCCUGUGGUGGACGGUGGCCCAGGGCCCCUUCGACUCCUUCGUGGUGCAGUACAGGGAUGCGCAGGGGCAGCCGCAGGCAGUGCCCGUGAGCAGAGACCUCCGCGAGGUCACCAUCUUGGGGCUGGACCCGGCCCGCAAGUACAAGUUCCUGCUCUUCGGACUGCAGGAUGGGAAACGCCACGGCCCGGUCCCUGUGGAGGCGAAGACGGCCCCAGACACAAAGCCCUCUCCCCGCCUGGGGGAGCUGGCAGUGGCGGACGUGACCCCUGACUCCGUGGACCUCUCCUGGACGGUCCCUGCGGGUGAAUUCGACUCCUUUGUGGUCCAGUACAAGGACAGGGACGGGCAGCCCCAGGUGGUGCCGGUGGCCGCAGACCAGCGGGAGGUCACCGUCCCCGGCCUGGAGCCCUCCCGCAAGUACAAGUUCCUGCUGUAUGGCCUGGCAGGCCGCAAGCGGCUGGGCCCUUCCUCUGCCGAGGCCACCACGGCUCCCCGGGAGGAGGAGCCGCAGCCCCCUCCCCGCCUGGGGGAACUGACAGUGGAUGAGGAGACCUCAGACUCCCUGCGCCUGUUGUGGACGGUGGCCCAGGGCCCCUUCGACUCCUUCGUGGUCCAGUACAGGGACAAAAACGGGCAGCCCCAGGUGGUGCCUGUGGCCGCAGACCAGCGCAAGGUCACCAUAGGGGACCUGGAGCCUGGCAGGAAAUACAAGUUCCUGCUCUAUGGGCUCCUCAGAGGAAAGCGCCUGGGCCCCGUGUCGGUCCUGGGAAUGACAGCCCCAGAAGAGGACACACCAGCGCCAGAGACCCCCGAACCCCCUGAAGAGCCCCGCCUAGGGGUGCUGGCGGUGACCGACACAGCCCCAGACUCUAUACGUCUCUCGUGGAAUGUGGCACGGGGCCCCUUUGAUUCCUUCGUGGUCCAGUAUGAGGACACAGACGGGCAGCCCCAGGCCUUGCUCGUGGAUGGUGACCAGAGCAAGGUCCUCAUCUCAGGCCUGGAGCCCAGCACCCCCUACAAGUUCUUCCUCUAUGGCCUCCGCGAAGGGAAGCGCCUGGGGCCCGUCUCCACCGAGGGCACGACAGGGCCGGCUCCUGCUGGUCAGAUCCCAGGGGAGCCAGGGCCCCGCCUGUCCCAGCUGUCGGUGACUGAUGUGACCACCAGUUCUCUGAGGCUCAACUGGGAGGCCCCACCCGAGGCCUUCGACUCCUUCCUCCUCCGCUUUGGGGUCCCAUCACCCAGCACUCUGGAGCCGCAUCCACGUCCUCUGCUGCAGCGGGAGCUGGUGGUGCCAGGGACACGGCGCUCGGCCGUGCUCCGGGACCUGCGUCCGGGGACCCUGUACAGCCUGACGCUGUACGGGCUGCGCGGGCCGCACAAGGCCGACAGCAUCCAGGGCACCGCCCGCACCCUCAGCCCAGUUCUGGAAAGCCCCCGAGAUCUCCAGUUCAGCGAAAUUGGGGAGACCUCGGCCAAGGUCAGCUGGAUGCCCCCAUCAUCCAGGGUGGACAGCUUCAAAGUCUCUUAUCAGCUGGCGGAUGGAGGGGAGCCACAGAGCGUGCAGGUGGAUGGCCGGGCCCGGACCCAGACACUCCAGGGGCUGAUCCCAGGUGCUCGCUACGAGGUGACUGUGGUCUCAGUCCGCGGCUUUGAGGAGAGUGAGCCUCUCACAGGCUUCCUCACCACGGUUCCUGACGGCCCCACCCAGCUGCGUGCACUGAACUUGACCGAGGAUUCCGCCUUGCUGCACUGGAAACCCCCCCAGAAUCCUGUGGACACAUAUGACGUCCGGGUUACAGCCCCCGGGGCCCCAUCUCUGCAGGGCUCAGCCCCGGGCAGCGCGGAGGACUACCCCCUGCACCGCCUCGUGCUCCACACCAACUACACGGCGACCGUGCAGGGCCUUCGGGGCCCCAACCUCACCUCCCCGGCCAGCAUUACCUUCACCACGGGGCUGGAGGCCCCCCAGGACUUGGAGGCCAAGGAAGUGACCCCCCGCACGGCCCUGCUCACUUGGACUGAGCCCCCAGUCCCGCCCACAGGCUACCUGCUCAGCUUUGACACGCCCGGUGGACAGACCCAGGAGAUCCUGCUCCCCAGAGGGGUCACCUCUCACCGGCUCCUAGGCCUCUUUCCCUCCACCCCCUACAGCGCACGGCUCCGGGCCAUGUGGGGCGAGAGCCUCACGCCGCCUGUGUCCACCUCCUUCACCACGGGCGCACUGCGGAUCCCCUUCCCCAGGGACUGUGGGGAGGAGAUGCAGAACGGGGCCAGCACCUCGAGGACCACCACCAUCUUCCUCAACGGCAACCGCGAGCGGCCCCUGAACGUGUUUUGUGACUUGGAGACUGAUGGGGGCGGCUGGCUGGUGUUCCAGCGCCGCAUGGACGGACAGACGGACUUCUGGAGGGACUGGGAGGAGUAUGCCCAUGGUUUUGGGAACAUCUCUGGGGAGUUCUGGCUGGGCAAUGAGGCCCUGCACAGCCUGACAAAGGCGGGAGACUACUCCAUGCGUGUGGACCUGCGGGCGGGGGACGAGGCCGUGUUCGCGCAGUACGACUCCUUCCGAGUGGACUCGGCUGCUGAGUACUACCGCCUCCACCUGGAGGGCUACCAUGGCACCGCGGGGGACUCCAUGAGCUACCACAGCGGCAGUGUCUUUUCUGCCCGUGACCGAGACCCCAACAACUUGCUCAUCUCCUGCGCUGUCUCCUACCGAGGGGCCUGGUGGUACAGGAACUGCCACUAUGCCAACCUCAACGGGCUCUACGGGAGCACAGUGGACCACCAGGGAGUGAGCUGGUACUCCUGGAAGGGCUUUGAGUUCUCGGUGCCCUUCACGGAAAUGAAGCUGAGACCAAGAAGCUUUCGGUCCCCAGCGGGAGGAGGCUGAGCUGGUGCCCGCCUCUCUCGCGCCCCAGUAUGACUGUCGAGCACUGAGGGGUCGCCCGAGAGAAGAGCCAGGGUCCGCCUUCACCACCCGGCCACUGGAGGGAGCCUUCUCUGCCAGCGAUCUCACAGCACCAUGUUUACAGGGGGGAGGGGAGGGUUUUGUAUGGGAGCAAUAAAGGAGAAACUGAGGCAC
Propithecus coquereli (Coquerel's sifaka) is the source of this 10127-nucleotide messenger RNA. RefSeq names its product tenascin XB (gene TNXB). Gene Ontology annotation, molecular function: protein binding. The record is from RefSeq and is a predicted model, not a curated record. The transcript is spliced from 39 exons. The coding region runs from base 90 to 9935 and encodes 3281 amino acids. Lineage: Eukaryota; Metazoa; Chordata; Mammalia; Primates; Indriidae.